Messenger RNA from Stomoxys calcitrans (stable fly), 1633 nucleotides. RefSeq lists its product as uncharacterized. NCBI's taxonomy places the organism in Eukaryota, Metazoa, Arthropoda, Insecta, Diptera, Muscidae. The coding region runs from base 192 to 1520 and encodes 442 amino acids. The record is from RefSeq and is a predicted model, not a curated record. The transcript has 3 exons.
GAAUAACUUUGAGAAUUCAGUGAACGAAUGGAAGCUAUGAACCAAAACAAACAUUAAAACGUUUUUAAAGGAUUUCAAUAGAUUUUAAAGGUGAUAUUGAGCCAGUUACUCAGCUUCUAGUCCAGUCCAGCCCAUUCGCCCGGUGACCAGAUAAGUUGAUAAUUGCACAAAUGAAUUAAAUUUACAAUAAAAUGGAAACGCCAAACACAAAAGAAUUUGAAGUAACAGGAGUUUCACGAAGUGGUCGUGUAAGAAAAAAAUCUUCUAAACUCUUAGAUUUUCAAUCGCCCGAAGAGAGUAUCCAAAGAAAGGUAUAUAAGAGGCCAACUACUGCAGGUUCUUCAUCCAAACUUCCCACAAAGCAUGGUAGAGGACGCCCCAGUUUAGCAGCGCUAAGGGCUAGGCAGUUGGCGGUAGGAGAACAAGAAGAUCAUGAUAUGGCAGACGACGAUGAUAUCCUGAAUAAUGAGAACGAACAUGGCGGAACGGGGGAAGCAAACAUUGACCUAGAUAUGCAGCCUAUAAAUUCCGAUGAGGAUGAUGAACAUUUGGAUGAUGGUAUGGGUAACAAUGCCAGCGAUGAUACAGAUGACGAUGGUUUCGGUGAAUUAGUGGCAGAUUUGGUGGGCACUGAGGGAGCUGCUGGCAUGCAGAGAAAUGCUCGCAAUCCGGAUUCUCAAGUUCGUAAGUCUUUGUACAUGACGGAAAAGCGAAUGGGUAAAGAUGGCCGCUUAGAACGAAAAGAUAAGGGUAAAUCGCGUUACACCGCAUAUAGUUUGUGGGCAAAAGAGUAUAGGAAAUCUGGUAAUUUUGGAAAGGAUGUGGAUUUUGCUAACGCUAGACGCGAAUUGUGGGCCAAUGUAUCGAAUAAGGAGAAAAAUAAUUGGCGGCGAAAAGCUAAAAUACAAGCUACCAAAGCCAAAGCUCUGGAAAGAGCAGGUGGCAUGAGUAGAGAUGGCAAGAGGGGAGUCAUCGCCUCAACAGGAAAUAGCACAAAUUCUACUUUUAUCAAUAGGCCAACAACAAGUCGAACCAAGAAACUUCAAAUGCAAGCUGAAGAAAAGCAAAAAGCCAUGGAUGAUAUGGCCGAAACUAAACCCACAACACCAACUGCUAAAAGAACACGCAGUAAUACCUACAAUAGAAAGAGUACAACAACUGGGGGUUCCAAUAAGAAUGCCAAUUCUGUGGCUCUAUACACCAAUGGUUCUGUGCCAAAUUACAAUACGGCAAUGUAUAAUACCAACACACCUCUGCCCACUAUAGAGCCCAUUGAUGCAGCAGCUCACUUGAAACUGUUGGGAGAAAGUCUCACAAUUAUUGGUGAGCGUUUGAAAGAUCAUGAAGGUCAAAUAGCUGUUUCGGGCAGUUUGUCAGUGCUGCUGGACAGUUUACUGUGUUCAUUGGGACCACUGUUAUGUCUUACAACAUGCCUUCCAGGACUCGACAAGAAGAAUAAGCUUAAGACGAAUCUUGCAAUAACUUUAGAUAAUAUUGCGUACGUUAUGCCAGGCCUUUAAAAAGACAAUCUAGUUGUAAGUAAAAUAUCAAAAAACGUUUUAAGUGCAUAAGCAAAAGAGUGAACAUAUUUUUAACGUGAAUAAAAAUCUUAAUUAAGCUAUAUAAACAUGAA